GUCGUCACAAGGCUGAAAACAAUACAUAGUAAACAAUAACAAGAGCUAUUUUUAAGCUUUUCUUCUUUCCCACCUCUUUCCCUUUUUCGAAUUCCGACUCGCCCCCAAUCCGCUUAUAUCAACCAUAGCUACCGAUCAUUUAUGUAUACCCCAUGAACGCAAUUCGAUAUUCAAAUAUUAUUCGUCCUCCUACGAUCACACUUGAAAAUGGUUGAGACACCUAGAUUCGUCUACGAAAAUGCCGGCGGUUUCUUACCGGGCGGCAAAACCUCCUUGCCCUCUCCCGCCCCUAGCACAGCUUCUAACCAGGCCGCCGCGCGCCUCCCACGCCCACGAUCAAAACCCCUAGCUCGAGGCUCUAGAAAAGAAGAUUACGCUAGGAACUACGUAUCUGAUCGAUUGUUACACAUAUCGCGUCGAUACGUUAAGAAGCAUGGGAUUCCGGACCCCGCAGAUGAAGUGAAGGGCUAUAAAGACAUGGACGAGCUGUGUAAAGACAUGGAAGAUGUAGUUGAUGUACUUUGGUUCUCUGGCACACCCAGUCUUCAGAUACCAUACCUUCUUAACGUCGCGCUCGCAUUUAACACAUAUUUACCUUCCUUCCCGCCGUCGCCAGCACCCACCUUCGCGCUCCUCAAGAAGCUCGAUCACUGUUUUGCCAGUCUGUUAAUAGGUCGUGAUAUUAAAUCGGGGGAUUCAUUACCGGGGUUCCAAGGCAAUGGAAGAGGUUUAACGAGAACCGACAUGGUGCGCUGCAAAAGUCUUGUCGAUGAGACCCGCAUGCUGGUCGCAAUGAUUAUGAGUGGCGAGCCAGGCGUUGGGAUGUAUGCAGACGCAAGCGAUAACGACGACGAAUUGGCACGGCCACCUACAAGGCAAAACAUCGGUGUCUCGCCAUCUACCGGUUUAAUACAGACACCUACCCCCCCAAAUAACAGCAAUGCCAAGGUCAAGUCCGAAGACGUUAUAGACUUUGAAAACGACACAGAGUUAAGCGACGCGGAAGAACUGCAUCGUGCUGCAGCUAAGCGCAAGUCCGUCGACGCAGUUUCAGAGGACGAGGAGCUCGACGAUAAGAAACGCAUUAAAGUCGAGGAAGGAGAGUCGACCCCGAUAUUUAGCGAUGCCGCUCCAGGAGCUCGGAGUCCAGUUCCGAUGCUGGAUGGACCUGGUCCGCAUCAAUCCGACGGCAAGUUUCAUUGGAUGAUAGACGACGAUGACGAUGAUUCCGAUGACGAUAGAGCCCCGGCUGCAAAAGCUGGCGUCAAUACUUCUACUAUCGCCCCGUCGACGGUGCAGAUGGCUCCCGACACCGAACAGGAUAUGGGCGAGCCGGAUGGGGAUUCAGACGGGGAAGAGGAACUGAAACUUAACGUGGGCAAGGUCUACGAAAAGACAAUGAUACAGCUCGGAAAAUCGCUAGGCGAGUCAAUAACAGACGACUAGUAAAUCCUAUAUAAGGCUAUAUAAAUUAAAGGAAAUAUAUUAUCUAUUAUUGUGUGUAAUAGCCUUGGCAACGAAUACUACAUGUAGUUCUAGUUAAUACACAUGAAGGGCGGCUACACAUCAGGCAUAGAUCACAUCAUAUCUCUUUUGAU
Messenger RNA from Daldinia caldariorum, 1598 nucleotides. RefSeq lists its product as uncharacterized. Lineage: Eukaryota; Fungi; Ascomycota; Sordariomycetes; Xylariales; Hypoxylaceae. The record is from RefSeq and is a predicted model, not a curated record. Bases 208 to 1446 code for a protein of 412 amino acids. The transcript has 2 exons. Gene Ontology annotation, cellular component: transcription factor TFIIH holo complex.